AGUAGAAAUCUUUUGCCGAUUGCUACGAGGCUUUUGAAAUUUUUACCAAAUUGUAAAAGUAAACGGAUUUACGAGUUGGAUUACGAGUAAAUUGGCAAAUGGUGAGUUUGGGCGCUUCGUUGGUCCAGAGGCGCUUAAUUUCGGGUUUGUCCCGCGACUGCCCGAAUUUCGCGGCCAAGAUGCCCAAGAGGAUAACAUCGAAACAUCACCAAAAACCCCUGGGAAGCUACCCAGCGCCUCCCGAGCAGGAAAUGCUCUGGAAGAAUAGAAGAACAAUUCCCGGAGGUUAUUUUCAGCAGUCGAUCUCGCCCUUUCAACUAAAGUUUCUCUACCCAAUCAUUCAUCAGUGGUCUGCAAGGACAUGGGCAAAAACCUCUCAAAUGUUCUGGUGGAUCAUAUGGCCAACGACUGUGAUGGUUAUUGCAUUCCGUUCAAUCGACAAACUCAACAAGCUCUACCUAAAGCGCGAGCACUAUUACUAGUU
Messenger RNA from Theileria equi strain WA, 484 nucleotides. RefSeq lists its product as hypothetical. Lineage: Eukaryota; Apicomplexa; Aconoidasida; Piroplasmida; Theileriidae. The record is from RefSeq and is a predicted model, not a curated record. The transcript has 2 exons. Bases 99 to 482 code for a protein of 127 amino acids.